Molecule: messenger RNA, 3319 nt
Organism: Mercurialis annua (annual mercury)
Lineage: Eukaryota; Viridiplantae; Streptophyta; Magnoliopsida; Malpighiales; Euphorbiaceae
Exons: 12
Coding region: 128-3085 (985 amino acids)
Biological process (GO): protein folding in endoplasmic reticulum
Cellular component (GO): EMC complex
Molecular function (GO): protein binding
Source: RefSeq, a predicted model, not a curated record
UUUACCCCAAUACACUCAUUAAGCCGGCGACGAGCGAAUAACGAAAACACACCUACAUAGUAUUACACAAGACAGUCUUAUCAGAUCUAUCAAACGAGCGAGAAAACAAGACUUUGCUUCACUCGCCAUGAACAUGGCGAUUAGGGUUUCUAUAAUCUCUCUAUUUAUUCUAUCAAUUCUAAUCCCAACCUUCUCUCUUUACGAAGAUCAAGUCGGCCUUAUGGACUGGCAUCAACAGUAUAUAGGGAAAGUGAAGGAUGCAGUAUUUCACACGCAAAAGACUGGUAGAAAACGGGUUGUUGUUUCCACUGAAGAGAAUGUUAUUGCUUCUCUUGAUCUUCGCCACGGCGACAUCUUUUGGAGGCAUGUACUUGGCACCAAUGAUGUUGUUGAUGGAAUUGAUAUUGCCAUGGGGAAAUAUGUUAUUACCCUUUCAUCAGAGGGAAGUAUUUUAAGAGCAUGGAACCUUCCUGAUGGACAAAUGGUGUGGGAAUCCUUUCUUCAGGGCCCAAAUCAUUCAAAGUCACUAUUAUUGGUGCCGGAAAGCUUGAAAGUUGAUAAGGACAAUGUUAUUUUUGUGUUCGGUCAAGGAUGUCUUCAUGCUAUUUCAAGCAAACAUGGCGAGGUUCUUUGGAAGAAGGAUUUUGCUGCUGAAAGUUUUGAGGUUCAGAAAGUGAUUCAGCCCCUUGGCAGUGAUAUUAUAUAUGUGGUAGGAUUUGUUGGUUCUUCACAGUUUGAAUUAUAUCUACUCAAUGCAAAGAAUGGAGAGCUACUGAAGCAUGAACGUACAGAAAUUUCUGGUGGUUUUUCAGGAGAAGUUUCUUUAGUUUCAACUAACACACUUGUGAUGAUGGAUUCUUCUGGGUCAACUUUGAUAACAGUAAAUUUUCCAGAUGGGAAAAUUAGCUUUCAGAAAACAUACAUAUCAGAGCUUAUAGAGGACUCUGUUGGAGUGGCAACAAUAGUGCCUUCAAAAAUUGGUCCGAUGUUUGCACUGAAAACCAAAACAUCUAUGAUGUUUAUAAGUGUGUCAGAGGAAGGUGCAUUGAAGGUGGUGUAUAAAGUCAAUCAUGUGACAGCUAUUAGUGAUGCUCUUCCAUUAUCAGAGGACCAACAAGCUGUUGCAUUGGUCGAACACCAUGGGAAUGAUAUUUACCUUAGCGUGAAGGUUGGUCACAGCUGGAAUAAUGAUUUGAUUAAGGAGAGUAUUACGAUGGACCAGCAUAGAGGGAUGGUCCAUAAGGUUUUUAUAAACAAUUAUGUGCGGACAGAUAGGACGCAUGGGUUUAGAGCUUUGAUUGUUAUGGAAGAUCAUUCACUAUUGCUCCUACAACAAGGUGCGAUUGUGUGGAGUAGGGAAGACAGCCUUGCAUCAGUAAUAGAUGUAACAACGUCUGAACUUCCUGUGGAAAAGCAAGGUGUAUCAGUAGCAAAAGUGGAACAAAACCUUUUUGAAUGGCUUAAGGGACACAUUCUGAAGCUCAAAAGCACUUUAAUGCUUGCAAGCCCUGAGGAUGUAGUGGCCAUGCAAGCCAUGAGGUUGAAAAGCUCCGAGAAGAGCAAGAUGACCAGAGACCAUAAUGGGUUUAGGAAACUUCUAAUUAUUCUUACAAAAUCUGGAAAGAUUUUUGCCUUGCACACUGGAGAUGGACGGAUUGUGUGGUCUGUCUUCCUAAGCUCGCUUCGUAAAUUAGAAGCAUGUGAAUACCCAAUUGGGCUUAAUAUGUAUCAGUGGAAAAUUCCUCAUCACCAUGCAAUGGAUGAGAAUCCAUUGGUGCUGGUGGUUGGCAGGUGUAAACCAAGUUCUCAUGCACUAGGUGUACUUUCUUUUGUUGAUACUUACACUGGGAAGGAGCUGAGUUCUUCCGACCUUGUUCAUCCUAUUGUGCAAGUGGUUCCACUACCUUUUACUGAUUCAACCGAACAAAGGCUACAUCUACUAAUAGAUGCUCACCAACAAGCACAUUUAUAUCCCCAAACCCCCGAGGCUGUCGGUAUUUUUCAGCGUGAGUUUUCAAACAUUUUCUGGUAUUCAGUUGAGGCUGAGAACGGCAUUAUCAGGGGACAUGCAUUGAAGGGAAAUUGUAUUGAUGAAACGCCAAACGAGUAUUGCUUCGAGACCAGGGGUAUUUGGUCUAUUUUAUUCCCUUUGGAGUUGGAGAAGAUCAUGACAGCUGUGACAAGAAAGUCAAAUGAGGUUGUUCAUACUCAAGCAAAGGUUAUAGCAGAUGAAGAUGUUAUGUACAAAUAUAUAUCAAAAAAUUUACUAUUUGUGGCGACUGUUGCACCAAAAGCUGUUGCUGGCAUUGGAUCAGCUACUCCCGAGGAGUCAUGGUUGAUUGCAUAUCUUAUUGAUACAGUCACUGGUCGCAUAUUGCAUCGUGUUACUCAUCAUGGCUCACAUGGCCCGGUCCAUGCAGUUUUCAGUGAAAACUGGGUUAUCUAUCAUUACUUCAAUUUAAGAGCACACAGAUAUGAGAUGUCAGUCAUUGAAAUAUACGAUCAAUCUCGGGCGGACAACAAAGAUGUUUUGAAGCUUGUUUUUGGAAAGCAUAAUCUCACUUCUCCAGUCUCUUCCUACUCUCGACCUGAGAUCAUAACAAAGUCGCAGUCAUAUUUCUUUGCCCAUUCUAUCAAAGCAAUAGCUGUUACAUCUACAGCAAAGGGUAUAACUUCAAAGCAACUGCUUGUCGGUACGAUUGGUGAUCAGGUUUUGGCACUUGAUAAGCGUUUCAUGGAUCCUCGUCGGUCUCUUAACCCCACACAAGCAGAGAAAGAAGAAGGAAUUUUACCUUUCACAGAUUCUUUGCCAAUUAUGCCUCAGUCCUAUGUUACACACGCCCUUCAAGUAGAGGGUCUGAGAGGAAUCGUAACAGUGCCUGCUAAACUCGAAUCGACCACACUUGUUUUUACAUAUGGUGUCGAUCUGUUUUUGACUCGCCUCGCCCCUUCUAGGACUUAUGAUUCGCUUACAGAAGAUUUUAGCUACGCCUUGUUGCUCCUAACAAUAGUUGCUCUCGUGGUGUCUAUCUUCGUAACAUGGAUUUUAUCAGAGAAGAAAGAAUUACGUGACAAAUGGAGGUGAAUUUAAUGCUUUAGUUUGUGCCAUAACUAUUUUCUUUUUUAGAGAAGGAAUAUAUCAGCUUGAAUUCUGGUGAAAUUAGAUAUAAGGGGAUCCACUCCAAAUUUGUAUUUUUAGUUGAUUUUGUAGCAAUUUUCUUCAUCAUCGCUACAUUAGGAAAACAAAUCCCAAAUUAGUGUUCUCAUAAUGUAAGUUAACAAAAAGGGAACACUUUCUAAAUUAUUUCUGUUCUCAAAA